This is a messenger RNA of Mesorhabditis spiculigera, 1575 nucleotides long. Lineage: Eukaryota; Metazoa; Nematoda; Chromadorea; Rhabditida; Rhabditidae. The record is from the annotation of a GenBank genome assembly.
AUGCGGUUGGAGACGUUGCUUAUGGCCAUCGGGCUAUUCGCCAUCACCUCGGCCCAUCCUAGAGGCCGAGGUCCUCGCCGCCCUCGCUGGGGAAAUAUGACGACCGACGAGGUGGUGGAGUUCAAAAAGUCUCUGCGCCGGACGAACGUUGACCGCUUCCACAACGCUCUCGAGAAAUUCCGCGAAUCGAAGAGCAUGUCGCAGAGUGACAGCGAUAUCAAGGAGUUCAAUGAACGGAUUAAGAAAAUUGGGCAGAAGACGCGCUCAAAAUCGUUCCGGAAGCUGGGGAAUAAUGUGGCCGAAGUGAAUGAGAAUGUUGGGGUGGCCGAGAAUUUGUACAAGGGAGAUAUGGCAUUGACGGAUGAACAAGUCCAAAUUUUGCUUGGAGAUUUUGUGGAUGAGGCGACGACGGAAACAACUCAAACAACGGAUUCUGAGUCGAAACGUGAGAGACGUCAAGCGUACGUCGACCGGAAGUACCCAUCGACCAUCUGGGGCAAAACUUUCUACUAUUAUUUUGAUUCAUCCCUCUCGGCUGCCGGAAAAACAGCCGCCCAGUUGGCCAUCGCCUUCUGGCAGAACUCGACAUGCAUCAAUUUUGUUCAGAGCACUACGGCAAAGAAUCGCGUCCGUUUCUUCAAAGGUUCCGGUUGCUAUUCGUACAUAGGCAUGAUCGGAGGCGUGCAAAACCUAUCGCUUGGUGCCGGCUGUGAAUCGUUUGGAACGGCAGCCCACGAGAUCGGCCAUGCCCUCGGCUUCUUCCACACACAAUCGAGACUCGAUCGGGAUGCGGCAAUUAAGGUCAACAUCGCGAAUGUAAAGAACGGAUGGGCAGACCAGUUUGAUAAGGAAACGACAAGUACAAACUACAACUAUGGGAUGCCCUACGAUUACGGUAGCGUGAUGCACUAUGGUGGCGAAUCGGUGUCGAGCAAUGGGAAGCCGACCAUCGUAGCAAAGGUCGCGCCAUAUCAAGACACGAUGGGCUCAGACUUUGUUUCCUUCUAUGAUAUUUCGAUGAUGAACGAGCACUAUAACUGCAAAGCCACCUGCACGACGGGAGCAACGUGCCUGAACGGAGGCUUCAGAAAUUCACGAAGUUGCAGCACCUGUAUCUGCCCGACUGGAUGGGGAGGAGCCACCUGUAAUCAAAGGACAUCCGGUUGUGGGGCCGAACUCACUGCCACCGCUACAGUCAAAGACCAAGUAGUGACGGUGGGAGAUGGAACGCGACAGGAAAGAACCACCGCCGCCACUUGUAUCUAUCACAUCAAGGCCCCAACCGGGAUGAAGGUCGAGCUGACGCUGAUCAACAUGCUCUACCAACAAUGCUUUGAUGGAUGUGUAUUCACCGGGGUAGAGGUGAAAGCAUCGAAGGAUCAUCGUUACACCGGCAUGAGAUACUGCUGCAAGGAGAACAGCGGCAAGAAGAUCGUUUCUGAAGGCAAUAUCGUGCCGGUCUUGAUCUACAAUCGAUACUAUAAAACUGGCGUCACGUUGCGUUACAGAUACGUCCCGGCCACCACAGCCUCAACGGUCAUGAUCAGCCAGAUUGCCGGCUCCCGCGCAACAUAC